AUGCAUCCUACAAACCAGAAUACUUCCAGACCGAGAGAUAACAUCUCGAAUCAUACGGAUUCUAUCAUUGUCGAGGCAAUGACAGAACCGACUGNGUUUCUGUUACUGUUAAUUGUCCCCAUUGUGACUUUGUUCGGGAACUCGUUGGUUGUGCUCAGUGUGAUUCGUGAACGCAGUUUACGCAAUGCGACCAACUGGUUCAUUGUCAGCCUGGCCACAGCCGACAUUAUUCUGGCCAUCCUGUCUAUGCCUGUGGCCACGUGGAUGGAGGUCAUUGUUCCUCCAAUCGUGUUGCGCAUGUGA
Molecule: messenger RNA, 303 nt
Organism: Echinostoma caproni
Lineage: Eukaryota; Metazoa; Platyhelminthes; Trematoda; Plagiorchiida; Echinostomatidae
Source: the annotation of a GenBank genome assembly